This is a messenger RNA of Anopheles gambiae (African malaria mosquito), 5782 nucleotides long. RefSeq names its product ras GTPase-activating protein 1 (gene vap). Gene Ontology annotation, biological process: regulation of GTPase activity. The record is from RefSeq and is a predicted model, not a curated record. The transcript has 8 exons. Gene Ontology annotation, molecular function: protein binding. NCBI's taxonomy places the organism in Eukaryota, Metazoa, Arthropoda, Insecta, Diptera, Culicidae. The coding region runs from base 510 to 3356 and encodes 948 amino acids.
CUCUUUCAGUCGCUCGCCCUGGGGUAGGAUUAAUCAUCACUAUCGCACGGGACGGGAAAGUCGACGUUAAUCACGGUGAAAAUUUUGGACAUCCGCGAAAAAGUUUCCGCUGGGAAAACCGCUCUGGUGGUACCGUGAAAAAGUGUAAACUCACCGCCCCCGUUCGCAGCACAGAAAUCCGUAUUAGCAUGCCGUAGCCGUGGACCGUGUGUGCGUUGUGCUGUGUUGCGCUGCCAAAAACCAGGGUCCAGGUCGUCUGGAUGGGAGUGGAUUUGCAGUACCACCCGUUGCAGAUUCGUCAUCGUGGUGCGCUGCACCAGUGUAAUGCACUAGCCCCGCCGCUGCGGUUGCAUUCCGUUGCGCUUGGUGCCGUGGUGCCGGUGCAAACAAAGGAAACGGUGUGAGCAAACGAUUGCGUACGACUUUGGUGAAGCAGAAAGGCCGACGGAGAGAGAGAGAGGAAGUAAAGAAAGGAGAAAGGGAAGUAAGAUUGACGGCGAACAAAAGGCAUGGGUGACAUGAUGCGGUUAAGCAGCAGCGGCGGAGCGCUCGGCGGCGGUUUCCAUCGCGACAAGCUCGGCUCACCGUCGACCGGCUCGGAGGACGGCGGUGGUAUCGAUCUGGCCGACAUCGCCCAGGAACUGGACCAGGACGAGUUCGACGGUCCGGCCACGCUGAACGGUGCAUUCGACCGUCCGGCAAUUACGGCUCCCCCGGAGAGCGAGUGGUACCACGGGCGGCUGGAUCGGUACAGUGCCGAGCAGCGGCUAAAGUCGACCACCAAGCUGGGCAGUUAUCUGGUGCGCGAAAGUGACCGCAAGCCGGGCUCGUACGUGCUGAGCUACCUGGGCCGCACCGGCAUCAAUCAUUUCCGCAUUACGGCGGUGUGCGGCGAUUUCUACAUCGGCGGACGGCAGUUUUUCUCGCUCAGCGAUCUGGUCGGCUACUACACGUCGUGCAGUGACCUGCUGAAGCGCGAACGGUUGGUACAGCCGGUACCGCCGCCGGAACCGGUCAACGACAAGAAGCGGGUGGUGGCCAUCCUGCCCUACACCAAGAUGCCCGACACGGACGAGCUGACCUUCCAGAAGGGUGACAUCUUCUUCGUGCACAACGACAUGGGCGACGGGUGGCUGUGGGUGACGGCCCACCGGACCGGCGAGCAGGGCAUGAUCUUCCGCGAGCUGGUCGAGGAUCUCGAUCCGGCCAUCGAUCCGAACACCGUGUUCCCGUGGUUCCACCCGACGUGCACGAAGAACGAAGCGGUCGACAUGCUGGUGAAGGCGGGCCCGGGCAGCUUUCUGGUGCGGCCGAGCGAUAACUCGCCCGGCGACUAUUCGCUGUUCUUCCACAUCAACAAUCAGAUCCAGCGGUUCCGGAUCGAGAAAAAGGGCGUGCGGUAUCUGAUGGGCGGCCGGACGUUCGAGUGCCUGGAUGCGGUCAUCAACCGCUACCGGAAGGAGCAGAUCGUGGAGGGCCACACGCUGAUGCACCCGGUCAUCAACGGCAGCCAGCCGGAGUACCAUCCGCCGACGAAUCUGGCGAGCGCGGCGGAGAAGAUCUACGCGACGCUGCGCGAGUGCCGCGACCAGAACAUGCUGAAGAAGACGAAGGGCAUCAAGCACCAUGGCUAUCUGCUGAAGAAGUCAGACAAGACGGCCAAGUGGAAGCAGCUGUUCUUUGCCCUGCUGGUGGAGGGUUCGGAAACGCACCUCUGCUUCUACGACAGCCCGAAGAAGACCAAGCCGAAGGGUUUGAUCGAUCUUUCGUGCGCUUACUUGUAUCAGUGCCAUGAAUCGUUUUGGGAGCGGCAGCACUGCUUCCAGAUCGUCGAACGGGCGCUCCCGUGUCUCGCCACCAUCACCUAUCUCUGUGCCAACAAUCAGGAGUGCUACGUGGAGUGGAUAUCGGCCCUCAAGUCGCACUGCGUGUCGCAGCUCAGCAAGGCGCAGUCGAAAGUGCCGCGGCUGCGUGAGCUGCGCUGCCUGAAUCUUCAGAUACUGGAAGCGCACCGGCUGCCAUUCAAGCUGGUACCGCAUCCGUACUGCGUCGUCUCGCUCAACCAGGUGAAGGUGGGCAAAACGCGCGUCAAGACCGCGCCCGAUCCCGUGUGGGAGGAGGAGUUUGUGCUUGAUGACGUGCCGCCGGAUGUGGUGACGGUUACGAUCACCGUGCUGAGCCGGGGCAAACGCGGCAAAGACUCGGAGGUCGCUGAGCUGACGGUCGAUCUGUGCAGCCUAAAGAACGGGCAGGAGACGGAGGAGUGGUUCCCGCUGAACGGCAUGACGCCGAUGGGCGAGUGGGGCUCGAUCCGGCUGCGCAUCCGCUACCUGGACGAUCUCGUGAUGCCGUGCGAAGAGUACAGCCCGCUCCAGCAGCUGCUGGUCGAGUCGGAGCUGAACGCGGUGCGCGCCCUGUCCGAGAUCUGCCACAACGAUCGCAUCCCGCUCGCCACCUCGCUGCUGAAGGUGUUCCGGCACGAGAAGCGCGAGACGGAGCUGCUGCGGAUCCUGUGCCAGGCGGAGGUGGCUCGGGAGAACGAAACCUCCACCCUGUUCCGGGGCGCCUCGCUCGCCACCACGCUGAUGGAUCUGUACAUGCGGGCCGAGUGUACGCUCUUCCUGCAGUCGGCCGUCUCCGACACGGUGCAGCGGAUACUGGACAGCAAGCAGUCGGCCGAGCUGAAUCCGACCAAGAUGGACGUGAACGAUGACGCGUGCUCGAACGCCGAGUUUCUGCUGAUGAUACUCGACCAGGUGACGCAGUCGAUCUUCACCUCGCCGGACGCGUGCCCCCGGACGGUGCGCUACAUCUGCAACUGUCUGCAGAAGGCGGUCGUCGCCAAGUGGCCGUCGCCGAGCGAGCGGCUGGUGCGCACCCGCGUCGUCUCCGGCUUCAUCUUUCUGCGGCUGCUCUGUCCCGCCCUGCUCAACCCACGUCAAUUCGGACUAGUCAAUGAAACGCCACACCAAAUGGCGACCAGGUCGCUGAUCAUGGUUGCGAAAUGUUUGCAAAAUCUGGCCAAUCUCGUCGAGUUCGGCGGCAAGGAACCGUACAUGGAAGUGGUCAAUCCAUUCAUCUUAAAGAACAAGGAACGCAUGAUCGUGUUUCUGGAUCAGCUGUCCUCCGUCACGGAUCCGAACCCGCCGCCGGGAUGCAUGCAGGAGCAAAGCAGCUCCUCCACACUGUCCAGCUCCGAUGCAGGUCGCGAACUGGCCACGCUGCACCACAUCUGCGUCUCGUAUCUGCCGGAGCUGCAAGCGAUGAGCAAGACGAACAACGCACUCAAGAAGCUGGUCACCGUCACGGAAAUGCUCUCGAAACAUAAGCUUAAGUAUCGCGAAAUGAUCAGCUAAUCUGCUCGCGCGCACGCGCAACCCGGCAAACGCAGAAACAAAAGGGACAACCGUGAUUGUCCUACCCCAAAAAAAAAGUACGCAACGAUAGCAACGAGGUCUUUCUUCAUACACGUGCGCACGCACGUGCAUGGUGUGCAAAAUUGGAUAGGCGAACCCCGCUACGGUCUAUGUGCAGCAGUAGCUUUUGUGUGUUGUGUUUCCCGAUCGCCGAUGUGGUGAAUGUUUUAGUGAAGGAGUGGAGUGAAUCUUUUGUAUUUUUCCCUUUUAUUCCAAUUGCAAACGUUUUACACCCGCCGAUUGCUACUACUAUCCCCCCCCCCCCUUUAUUACGAUUUGCCUUCCUGCCUGUGAGGGCUUUUUGUGUGUGUGCGUUUGCAUUUGCUUUCCCAUUUUUUUCUCUCGCGCGUGUUGCGUGUGCCGCUCCCAGUGUAAGCGAAUUGAUAACCGGGUACACUCACUCAGGAGAAACUAACUUUAGGCAUAAGGACGACUGAUGAAGAUGAUGAUGGUGAUGAUACAGACAGACAGUAAGCAGCAGCAGCAGAUGUUGUCGUUUGGAUGGUGAUAGUAAAAGGAUACAAAACAAAACAAAAACAACCACAAGACAACCUUAUUGGGAAUCAUUUCACGUGCUCGCGGCACAACGCGUGCUCUUCUCUUUUUGCUUGGUUGUGUGUGGGUUCUCUGUGCGAAUCAGUUAUGGGAAAAGAGCCACCCUUGUUUUGAUUCCAUGUUUGUCUCACUAAAACGACUGAUUUUCUAUGUUUGACCCCGAUAGUGGUGCAUUGCAUUGGUAAAAUAGUAUCAAAUAUUUAAACGCAUAUACGCAAUUAUAUAGACAGAGAGAGAGCGAGAAAGAGAGAGAUCUUACGCUCUACUGGUGGCGAAUCGAUACGCUGUAACGUUGAUAGCAAAACAGAUCCAAGUAGCACGUGAUUUUUGGUGUCGUUGUUGGUAUUCUUUGGUAUAGAUGAUGCUGCCCAAGUCCUCGUGUUUAAGAACUUUCCUUUUGCCAUGUGCUUUUUUGAUAGUUUUUUCAAGUAUCGUAUAUAUAUAAAACAAAAUGUAGACCCAUUCUUAGUAACACAGGCGCUGUAUGCCUGCGGUGGUAUAUCCGGUGCUCCCUUGUCUUUUGGACUUUUUCCCAUGCGCAAACCGAUCCCCUGCUUACUUCCAAAUCAGCAACACGCUCGAAUUUACAUCUAUUUGCCCUUUCUGAGUUUUAGUUUCGUUUUGAAAAUGGACAGAUGAUGGAAAAUGCCCAUAAAAAAGCCAAUAAGCACAACCAUUUAGGUCGGGGUAGCAUCCUCGCCACUGCUGUCGGCGUAAAACUUUACGAAAAGACACAUUUUGUGCGCUCGCGAUCGUUUGUGCGUACGUUUUUGUUCUUUUCUUUACUUCUUCUCCCAGCAUAUAGAGAUUAGAUCGGUAAGGGCCACACCACAUGCAUUAACAAUCCAGGGAUAGAUUUAGAAUUAGCGGAAGGAAAAAAAAAUGAAAGAGAUAAAACUCACACAAAUACACACACAUACAUACACAUACACAAGCAAAUGCAAAAUCAAAACCAGAAGUUUAUUCUUUAAGGAUAGGGAAAAGCCUUGCGGCUGAGGUGGUUUUGUUUUUGGCGAACAAGUGAACCAUAAUAACAACUAAUUAAUAGCAGUAAUAAUAAUCGAACAAAAACGGUGCACCGUGAAGGGGGAGAAGCGACAAAGACAACACCGGUGGGUUCGGGAAUGCGCGCACACAAAUCUCAUGCGCAUAACGAAAAUGAAACCAAAAACUAUUUUUUAUACAGUCUCACGCGUUUCUGCGACACUCAAAAGGCCUUUUCAAACACGGGAAGGAUUUUGGGUGCGAUUUAACUGUGCUCUCUCUCUCGGUUUUCGCUGUGUAUUUUAAUUUUCGGAUGCAUUAUGAGACUGCAGAAAUGUAUUCUAUGCCUCUUUUUUUAUCUUUUCUAUUUACGUGUAUUUUGCUAACGUUCUUUUUUCGAGACUGGAUUCGACUUAUUUCUUUUUAUCUGUUUGCUUUUUUUUAAUAAUAUUCUGCGCUUUAGGCGAUCAAUUAUAACACAAUAUGUAACACGAUAAACUACUAGUAUGAAUAGGGGGCAUGGGAAGGCACCCGCUAAAACCAGCUCCAGCCGAGCGCAGGAGUUUAAUAACGGAAAAAGGUGGAAAUGGAAACACGGAAAUGUGGAGAAAGACGACGAAAGCGGUAAAAAUCGGCGGUACUGCUUUACAAACAAAAGAAAUACAGUUCUUCUUCGCGGAUGCAUUUUAAUACGAAUCGAAAAAUAUAUACACACACAUACACACACACACACACACACAUACGAUUAUUUAGAACCAACUAUAACAUGCUACGGAUAAUAAAGAAAACCAAACUCCCGGUACGAUAAUACUCUCUUCAACCUUUAA